GACAAUUAGAGGUUGCCUGUUACUGCAUUUCCGGACUGCGAUUACACUUGGUUGCAGUUUGGUGUUGUGUUUUAGCGUGUCAGUAUCCUAGAUACAAGAUUGAUUGAUUUGGGAUAUUAUGGGUCAGCUUUUACAUGGUUUCACGCAGGAAUGAAGGAACGACUCGAUCGAGGACUAGUGAAUCUCAGUUGGCAGAACAGCUUCCCGGACAGCUCUGUUCAACAUCUGCCCAAGAUAAGGUCGGACCAUCGCGCUAUAUUGAUACAUUUAAACCCCCACCAUCCACCGGCAGGGCCGAACCCCUUUAAAUUCUUGGCGGCGUGGUUACUUCAUGACACUUUCAAGGAAAUGACGGAACAAGCUCUGCUACAAGGUACUGACCUUCGAAGCUUGAUUAAAGCCUUCACCAAGGAAGCUCGCCAUUGGAAUAAACACACGUUCCAGCAUAUUAUUAGAAGGAAGGAUAAGCUCCAAGAAAAUAUUGAAAGGCUAGAAUUGGCAGGGGGUGGGGACUCCUCCUCGGCUACCAUGAAGAACUAUAGACAAGAGGUGGAAGAUGUCCUCCUACAAGAAGAAGUUUUAUGGUGCCAGAAAUCUCGUCUAGAUUGAAUUCCGCAAUGUGACAGGAAUACUAAAUAUUUUCACCUUCGUACGAUUCAAGGAAGGAAGAGAAAUAGAAUUACUACGCUGCGAGAUGAAGCAGGCAACUGGAUAGUGGACAACGAACUCCUUCAGAAUAUGGCGAGGGCUUUCUUUCAAUGCUUGUAUACUGACGAAGGUGGCCCUAAUCUGGUUCUCGCCACGGCUUUUCCUCCCUUGCGGCAGAAUAUUGGGGCAGCGUUGCUCAGCCUUUCACUGAGGACGAAAUUCACAAAGCUAUAAUGAGGAUGGGUUCAUUAAAAGCGUCGGGAACGUUGGUUUGAACCCACUGUUUUACUAGAAGUUUUGGCCACUAGUUGGGCCAUGCAUAAUACAAUUUGCUCAGCAUUGUUGGAGCAACCCAGCGUAGUUGAAAGAGGUUAAUGACACUAUUCUUUGCCUAAUCCCCAAGAUCAACCAGUCCACUUUGAUUGAGCAGUUCCGACCUAUUAGUUUGUGCAAUGUAACAUACAAGCUAGUGACAAAUACUUGGCUGAAAGACUGAAGACACUGAUGCCAAAACUUGUUGACGAAACCCAUACGAGCUUCGUCCUAGGUCUCCAUAUUACUGACAAUAUCCGUAUUUUGUAGGAAGUUGUCCAUUCGACGAGGGCUAAAACGAGGUGACGCGGAUGGUUCUCAAGGUGGACCUGGCCAAGGCGUAUGACCGGAUCAGAUGGCCUUUUGUACGAGACACUCUUCAGGCGAUAGGGGCUUUGAUGGAGUUUAUUAACCUUGCCAUGUUGUGAAUUAGGUCAGCCAGCAUGCAUAUUCAAUGGAAUGGGGGGUUUGAUAGAGAGCUUCCUCCCAACUCGGGGUCUUAGGCAGGGAUGCCUGCUCUCACCUUAUCUCUUCACAUUGUGUAUGGAGAGGCUAAGCCAUAUCAUCAAAGUUGUUGUUCAAGAUGGAUCAUGGAGACCUAUCCGGAUCUCAACUACGGGAUCAAAACUCUCUCACUCCUUCUUUGACGAUGAGCCGAUCCUCUUUGGCAAAGCGUCCCUGCAACAAGUUGCCACGAUCACAAGAUGCUUGGAUGAGUUUGGCACCGCAUCGGGACAACAGGUGAGCAAACCAAAGUCUCGAGUAUUCUUUUCUAAGAAUGUAUCGGCAACCAUCGGAGAAAGUAUCUCAAAUGUGCUAAAUAUUCCAAAGACGAAGAAUUUGGGACGAUAUCUUGGCGUACCGGUCAUUCAUGAUAGAGUUUCUAAAGCCACAUUUGUUGAUCUUAUCGAUAGAGUGGAGUCUCGAUUGUCGGGCUGGAAAGUGGCGACUCUCUCCCUUGCAGGUCGGAUCACUCUAGCUCAGUCUGUUCUAGUCUCACUACCAGCUUACACAAUGCAAAUCAGCUUCCUACCAGCAAGUGUUCGGGAAUAUAUAGAUAAGAAAAUCCGAGCUUUUAUUUGUGGAAUCUCAAAGGCAGGGAGGAAAAUUCAUUUGGUGGAUUGGGAUAUGAUAUGCCGGCCGAAAGAAGAAGGUGGUCUGAGGGCUCCGCAAUGCCACACGAACAAACGAGGCGUUAAUGAUUAAGAUAGCAUGGAGACUGCUUACUGAAUCGAAGAGGUUAUGAGCUCGGGUAAUCCAUGCGAAAUACAUGAGAAGAACUGCGAAAGGGUGGCAACCGCGAGUUCAAGGCCACAUGUCGAACCUAUUGAGAGGAGUAAUGCGAGUUAUGCAUCUGCUGUCGGAAGCAAUCAUGUGGAACAUUAAAGACGGGCAAAAAGCAUGUUUUUGGAGUGAUCGUUGGCUCCAAGAUAGCCCAACACUAUGGGAGCUAGCAGUCGACUUACCUGCAGAGGCAAAGUCUAUUACGGUGGCGGAAAUGACACUAAAUGGGGAGUGUAAUACCCAAUAUAUCCAAGCCUUCCUUCCCAAUGACUUUGUGUAGCAAGUGCUACUGCAUCCUGUGCCAUACGAGGUGGGGAAUGAUGUCCCACUGUGGAGAUUUACAUCUAAUGGUCAGUUCUUUCUCAAGACGGCUUACGAGUUGACAGACGAGGAAGAGAGGCCGGACGGUGCACACCCUAUAUGGCAGGCAGUCUGGCGUGCUCCCAUAAUGCAAAGAGUAAGGACAUUCUUUUGGCUUGUGACUCGCCAAAGAGUGCUUACAAAUAGCGAGCGCCAACGCCGACAUCUCACAAUAGAUGCCUAGUGCCCCCCUUUGCGGGACGGAUGAGGAAACAACGCUUCAUGUUAUACGUGAUUGCCCAUUUGCUCGAUCAGUGUGGGCUGAGAUGUUAGCGGAUGAAUCGGAUGAAGAUUUCUUCCAACCGGAGCUCAAUAGGUGGUUGCUACACUACCUCGUAGGGCAUAGCUCGACCGUUGACCCCUCUUGAUUUGCCAUUAUGUGUUAGCAACUAUGGAAGAACAGUAAUAAGUUGGUGUUUAAAAAGAAGCUGAAGCCAACCUCUAGCCUGUACCAACAUGUGGAGUCACUACAACAACAUGUCAAAGAGGCUAUGGCAAAGUCAGUGAAGAUCUUUGGAUCUGGUGGGCAACCCACGAGUUGCUCAUAGCGUGGAAACCGCCCCCGUCGGGGUGGACUUGUCUUAAUGUUGAUGGCUCGGUAAUUGUAGGGAAUGUGGCAGAGGGAGGAUUACUACGGGAGACUGAUGGACGUCUGCUGAAAGUAGGGAUGGCAAUGGGUCAGGUUGGGUCGGGUUGGGUCAAACCCAAACCCAAACCCAUGGGUUUAUCCGCCAAAAAACCCGGGGUAAAACCCGUUGGGUUUGAAAAACUCAAACCCAACCCAACCCGCUGGGUAUCCGCGGGUUCAUGGGUACCCGUGGGUUUUUGUGGUAAACAUUUACAAUAACAAGUUUCUUUCAAAAUAAAAGUUUAACAUCAAUUUUCUCAUACAAAUUAAUCAUACAAAAAACACCAAUCUAGAGCAUACAAGCAAAGCGCAAAUGAUGCAUGUUUCCUUGCCCGAUGCUCAGGCAUUGGCUGAUUUGAUUGGGGUUCAACAACCCCGAAGGGUUAGUAUGAAUUAAAGGUGGAGCGCUCCCACAAAAAAAAAAUUCCAAAGCCAUUCAUACACCAUAUGUGGAAAAAGCUAUGCUUUUAGAGCCGGAGCGAAGGCUAAACCAAAAAAGUUAGUGGUUAACUGUUACAAAAAUCGUUGGUAAACCGUUAUUAGAACCGUUCAUGAUAUAUAACAUAUAAGACUUGUAUAUUACACUAAUUUAAAAAUGAUGUUAUCAUUGAAUAUAAAUAAUUUCAAAUUCAUAUCAUCACCAAUAUAUCUAAUAAAUCAUUCAAAUCAUCUCACAAAAGAAAUCAUAAUUUUUUUAAUUCAAGUUAAAAAUUAUGGGGCCAAUUGGUAGUGGACCACAUAAAAACGGCAACAAGGUUGGAAAAUGAGUAGAAGAAGCAUAUAUAAAAUAAAUAAUCAUGACUAAAUUAUCUUAGUUUAC
This is a messenger RNA of Linum trigynum, 4052 nucleotides long. NCBI's taxonomy places the organism in Eukaryota, Viridiplantae, Streptophyta, Magnoliopsida, Malpighiales, Linaceae. The record is from the annotation of a GenBank genome assembly.